AUGUCCUCGAUCUCUCACUUCGCCUCCUCGCUAUGGCAAUCCACCAGCGCCGGUAUGGUGGACUUCGGAGCCGGCGCUGCUAUGCACAUGUCGGUUGCUGCAAGUGCGAUGGCCGAUUUCAGUCGGCGCUUCCCUUGCCCGAAGACACGGUGGCAAUUCUUCGUCUUAAGCCCACUCUAUGUCUUCCCCGUUCUGGCGAUGAUCUUGUCUUUCGUCCCUGAACAACCCAGGGCUGCAAGCGAUUUCGUCUACCACGGGUCUCCGAUCGCGACAAACCCCAUUUCUAAACCAAUUCGACACCGCCAUGGAGAAUUUUACCGUGUCCUUGUGUAUUUUGCGGCAGGUGAUAUGCUCUUCAACGACGUCGUGCCCGGCAACUUCUUCUCCGAUGGCGCAGUGAAGGAAGACGUUCCCGGCAUGACAGAGGAGAACCCCAUAUUGAUGCCAUCUUUUGUCACUGUAUUCGAUCUUGAGAACCUGUUCAAGGUGCUGAAAGUUGGACCGUCGGGUAAUCGCUUCGAAGGCAGUCAUAGUCGUGAUACUUGGGAAUCAAUCCUGAAGCUCUCCGCGUUCCCUCCUUUCAACGAAUGGAAGCUCCGAGAGCUCGCCAUCGUUGAGAUCGAGGACGCAUUCGUGAAGGAUGCUGUUCCUGCGGCGGAUCGUCUUGCGCUCGGGCAGCGACUGCGGGUCGCGCCUUGGGUGAUGUGUGCGGCAGAAGAAUUGGCUCGUCGCGACGAGCCACUGUCUGAAGACGAACGUGGGACGUUGGGCGACAAGACGUCGCUCAAGAUCAUCAUCAUCAACCUGCGGAGCAGAGUCUGGAAGGAUGAUCUCCCUCAGCGAGAUCGCUCGAUGUAUAAUUUUUGGGAUGCUGUGGUCAAGGAGUUUGAAGACGAGUUGGGUGAUUUCAAGACGCAGACGCCCUGGAACGAGUACAUAUGUGCCUCCACUGCCGCCAGACAGGACCACUUCUGA
Messenger RNA from Peniophora sp. CBMAI 1063, 975 nucleotides. NCBI's taxonomy places the organism in Eukaryota, Fungi, Basidiomycota, Agaricomycetes, Russulales, Peniophoraceae. The record is from the annotation of a GenBank genome assembly.